Messenger RNA from Jatropha curcas, 1455 nucleotides. Its product is annotated as alpha/beta-Hydrolases superfamily protein. Gene Ontology annotation, molecular function: catalytic activity. NCBI's taxonomy places the organism in Eukaryota, Viridiplantae, Streptophyta, Magnoliopsida, Malpighiales, Euphorbiaceae. The record is from RefSeq and is a predicted model, not a curated record.
AGGUACGAAAUUGUUUACAGGAGGAGGAGAAGGAGACAAGACCACACAUAGAAAAAACAAUGGCAAAGUGUUUUAGUUUCACUGCAUCGCGUGACUCUUGCUACCGCUACUCCUUCACUAAAGCCGGAUUCAAAUCAUGCACCACCGAUCUAGGCGACGGCACCGUCAUGCACUGCUGGGUCCCCAAAACUCACAUCCAAUCCAAGCCUGCUCUCCUCUUAAUUCACGGGUUUGGCGCCAACGCAAUGUGGCAAUUCAACAGCUUCAUUCCUCCAUUAAAAUCCAACUUCAAUAUCUACAUCCCCGAUCUUCUCUUCUUCGGCGAUUCUUACACGACCCGACCCGAGAGAUCCGAGAGUUUCCAGGCCCAGUGCGUGAUGGCUUUAAUGGAUGCUAUUGCUAAUGUUAGUAAAAUGGAUAUUAUGGGGCUUAGUUACGGCGGAUUCGUGGCGUAUAGUAUGGCUGCGCAGUUCCAGGAGCGCGUGAGACGCGUGGUGUUAGGUUGCGCUGGAGUUUGUUUGGAAGAGAAAGAUGUGGAGGAAGGGAUGUUUAAAGUGAAGAGUGUUGAUGAAGCUGUUACUCUUCUGUUGCCGCAAAGUCCGGAGAAAGUUAGAGAGUUGGUGCGACUGUCGUUUUACAAGCCUCCACCAAAUGCUCCUUCUUGUUUUCUGAAUGAUUUUAUUGAGGUGAUGUGCACGGAAUAUCUUCAAGAGAAGAAAGAAUUGAUCCAGGCAUUACACAAGGAUAGGAAGUUGUCUAAUCUUCCCAAGAUAACCCAGCCUACCCUUAUAAUUUGGGGUGAAUACGACCAGAUCUUCCCACUGGAAUUGGCACAUAGAUUAAAAAGGCAUAUUGGUGAGAAUUCCGAGUUAGUGAUAAUAAAAAACGCUGGGCAUGCUCUUAAUGCAGAGAGGUCUAAAGAAGUGUUCAAGCACAUGAAGUCUUUCCUCAUCGAUACUCCCUUUCCUACUAAGCAAGGAAGCCACACAAAUGGUAGCAAAGUAGAUUGAAAUAUCUACAAGCUGUGGAUGAUCUUUUUGGGAAUGAGCAUCUCUUAUCUGAUGUGCGUUGUGAACAGCAUAGACCAUAUUGAUUGAUGAUGAUACAUUUUAGUAGAUUUAGAAAACACAAGAAUUAAAUUAAUGCAAAGGAUAUGAAAGAGUCAGCUAGGAUUCCCCUGUUCUUGGGAGAUUAAGUUAUACUUGUGAUUUUGAUUCCAGAAGGCUGAUACGGGAUGAGCCAUUACUGGCCGGUGCUAGGUGUUCUUUGUUGGUAACUGGUCACUUAAAAGAAGUCAGAAUCUAGUAUUGUUGAACCCCUGUUGUUGUAUGUGUUCUGUAUAUUGAAUGUGUGUGAUAAUGUAAUAACGUAUAUAAUAUAGUAUGUGAUGUUUUCAUGUUUGGUUUUAAGCUUGAUACAGUAAGAAUCACAUGUUUAAAACAUGUUUACUGACUA